AUGGAUUUAGAUUUACUACUUUCAACUGAAUUUUCACAAUUUGAUAAUGAACUAUCGGAUGUUGGAGAUUGCUAUGAAAUUUCUGAUGACUAUGAAACAACCGAUAAUGAACAUUCAAAUAAUAAAUCACUUAAUUCUGAUCAAUCAAAAAGGCUUAAUGAUGAAUUAUCAGCAAGAUCUAAAUGGAGGAUAGAUCAAGAGCGUUUAUGUAUUCAUAGCUUAGUAUGUGAAAUAUAUACUGAUAAACCUAAACAA
This is a messenger RNA of Dentiscutata erythropus, 255 nucleotides long. NCBI's taxonomy places the organism in Eukaryota, Fungi, Glomeromycota, Glomeromycetes, Diversisporales, Gigasporaceae. The record is from the annotation of a GenBank genome assembly.